GAGUCUGGUACAACUGGAAGCUAAUGUGGCUGCGACGUCUGCAACUCCUCUGGCUAUAGACAGUGUUAAGUUAAAAUAAGUUUGAACAUCAUACCAUACUGUCUCAUAUCCAAUCCGCAACUUGACUUUGUCUGAAAAUGAACUCUCAAAAUCCAAACUUGUGUAAACAAAAUUCCAAUAACCUGCCUAUUCCUUGCGUUUAUUCUGCAAACCCUGCUAGCGGGAAGCACAAAUUGUCUGUUCAAAAAGAAAAUCCCCGAGCCCCAACGAUCUGUUUUGUCUUUGCGGUGCGAGACUUAUCAGCGCCGGAGAGCUAUAUGAGCUAUAAAAGAGGCACUGACUGGGCGUAUCAGUCAUCAGUCGCUCAGCAUCUGCAACCACAGCAACAGCCAAAGCCCAGCCCCUAGUUUCCAAAAAAUAUUCAAUACCAGAACUCAAUAUGAACUUUUACAAGGUCUUCAUCUUCGUUGCGCUCAUUCUGGCCAUCAGCUUUGGUCAAUCCGAGGCUGGUUGGUUGAAGAAGAUUGGGAAGAAAAUUGAACGCAUUGGCCAGCACACUCGGGACGCCACCAUCCAGGGAUUGGGUAUUGCCCAACAGGCUGCGAAUGUGGCCGCCACGGCCAGAGGCUAAGAUUAUGGACAAAUUAUGAUUAUUUAUUACAAAAUUAUUUAUUUAGUUGUAGUGUUUUAAAGUAAAAAAUAUAACUUUAAAUAUAUUUAACAGAAAACAUUAAAA
Molecule: messenger RNA, 736 nt
Organism: Drosophila montana
Lineage: Eukaryota; Metazoa; Arthropoda; Insecta; Diptera; Drosophilidae
Product: cecropin-1/3-like
Exons: 2
Coding region: 440-631 (63 amino acids)
Biological process (GO): antibacterial humoral response; defense response to Gram-negative bacterium; defense response to Gram-positive bacterium
Cellular component (GO): extracellular region
Source: RefSeq, a predicted model, not a curated record